Molecule: messenger RNA, 4746 nt
Organism: Pelagomonas calceolata
Lineage: Eukaryota; Pelagophyceae; Pelagomonadales; Pelagomonadaceae
Source: the annotation of a GenBank genome assembly
AUGGCUUCGAACGAGUACUAUUAUGGUUAUUGCCGGAGCUGCGAGAAGCCCUGCUGGCGGCGGCGGGCCGUCCAAGAGGACCCGGUGCACUACGCGAUCGUCGAGACGGCGCGGUCGGGCCAGUCCUGCUGCACGCGGGGCUGCGGCGAGCUCAUCGCGAAGGGGAGUCUGCGGAUCGGCAUCCCCCUCAAGGACUCGCGGGGCUGCGGCGGCGCGAUCAGCGCGUGGACGCACGUCGAGUGCACGAUGCUCACGCAGCUCCGGGACCCCUCAUUAAAGCCGAAGUUCGACGUCGAGCGGCACGUUUAUGGUUUAGACGCGUUGGACGGGGCGUCGCGCGCUUCCGUCGUCGCCGAGUUUAGUAAAGAAGACCGCGAGGCGGACAAGACCUUGGACCCCGAGGACGAGGCGUUCCUGCCGCAGCGCGCGCUGCCGCGCGUCGCGCCGCCGCCGAACAUCGCGCUCCCCCUGUUACCCUACCAGGAGGAGGGCUUCGGCUGGAUGCUGCGGCGCGAGCGCGAAUCUAAUGGAGGCAUCCUCGCCGACGAGAUGGGCAUGGGCAAGACGCUCCAGUGCGUCUCGCUCAUGGCGCACGACGCGUGUGAAAGAGCUAAAACCAAGGCGUCGCUGCCCAUUACGUUAGCUCAGGACGAAGAGGCCUACGGGUAUGCAUUACCGGACUCGACGCUCGUCGUCGCGCCCUCCUCGGCCUUGUGGCAGUGGAAGGACGAGAUCGAGAAGUUCUGGGUCUCGUCCAAGGACGAGAAGGGGCGCCCCCUCGAGGCGCCGACGGUCGAAGUGUACUACGGGAACCGCAAGCGCGUCACGCCCGAGAGGCUCCAGAAGGCCGACGUCGUGCUGACGUCGUACCCCGUGCUCGAGUAUGAAUAUAGAAGGGAGCACGCGCGCUGCAAGGUGAAGUGCCCCUGCUGCGCGAAGCUCAUGCUGCCGCGGAAGUUGAGGCAACAUUUAAAAUACAUGUGCGGCCCGUACGCGCGGCGCACGGCCGGCCAGCAGAAGACCGAACGAGCGGCCGGCGACCGGGCCGCGGCUUCUUCGACGAAGAAGAAGAAGAAGAAGCGCAGCCCCGCCAAGCCCAAGCCGGCCAAGACCGCCCUCAGCUUCUACAAGGCGGCGACGCGCGACGAGGCCAAGGCGGAACUGCCCGACGGCGCCCCGAACAAGGACAUCGCCGCUUUGCAGACGAAGCAGUGGAAGGCCCUCGACGCGGCCGCGCGGCGGCCCUACGUGUCCCUCGCCGAGACGGACAAGGCGCGCCACGCGCGCGACGUUAAGACAUACGAGGCCCUGCUCAAGGAAUUUGAGGCCCAGGCGUCCGACGCCGACGACGAGGCCGCGGCGCCGCCGCCCGCGACGCAGGGCACGCAGCUCGCGCCGCCGCCGCGCCGCGCCGGCGUGCCGACGCCGCGCGCCAUCUACCAGGAGCUCAUGGCGUCCGCGGGCCGCGCGGACGAGAUCAUCCCGCAGUUCCAGCGCGGCCGCGCCGGGCCCGUGCCGCCGGGCGUGGCCGAGGCCGGCGCGCCGUACCGCGCGCGCGCGGCCGGGCGCGCCGCGGCGCCGCCCGCGCGCAAGCGGCGCAAGGAGGCGCCGCCGCCGCCCGACGCCGUCCUCGACAUCGACGAGGCCUGCGUCGUCUGCGGCCGGCCGACGGUCGACGCCGCGGGCGCCGCCGAGGCGGGCGUGCUCGUCUGCGACGGCGACCCGACGCACGAGUGCCACCUCCGCUGCGCCGGGCUCGAGAGCGUGCCGCGCGGCACCUGGUUCUGCCCGCUCUGCCGGGGCCUGGCCGCGAGCGCCGAGGCCGCGGCGGCGCGGCGCGUCACGCCGGACGCCGUGGAGCCGUCGAAGCCGAGCUCGAAGCCGAGCUCGAAGCCGGCCGCGAAGCCGGCCGCGAAGCCGCGGGCGCGGAGGCCCGCCGCGCCGGCGCCGGCGCCGGCGCCGGCCGCGGAGGCGGCGCCCCCCGCGCCGCAGCUCGAACUCGGCGAGACCGUCCUGGUGGGUCGCACGGGGCACGUGGCGACGGUCGAGCGGGCGCCAGGCGCCGGCGACGAGGUGCUGGUGCGCUGGGAGAGCACGGGCCACUGCGAGGAGGUCGCCCUCGCCGACGUGGAGAAGCUCUCCGCGGGCCGCUCGUCGCGCCGGUCCCGGGUCCUGCACGAGCGCGGCGGCGGCGGCAGCAGCGACGACGACGACGCGCCGCCGCCGCCGCGCAGGCCGUCGCGCGCGGAGCGGGCGCUCGCGGACACACUCACGCCGGGCGCGCGCGACGGCGCGCCGUCGGCCGUCGGGACCGACCUGACGGCGAGCCGCGCGCGGCGGGCGCGCGCGCCGGCGCCGGCCGCCGCGGCGCCGGCCGACGACGACUCGGCCUCGCUCGAGUGCAAGCCGCGGAAGCGCAAGUCGGCGGGAUCGGACGACGACGCCGACUUCCGUCCCGUCGCGUCGGCGUCGGACGUGUCGUCGAGCGACGACGACGGCGACGACGCCUCGGACUCCGACGACGCCAUGAAGGCGAAGCGGACGAAGGUGACGAAGGUGAAGCGGGCGCCGCCGCCCGCGGCCCUGGUCGUCGACGUCGACGCCGUCGACGACGAGGCCGCGCGGCUCCGCGCCAUCGACGCGCUCGUCGAGCAGGCCAUCGCACGGCGCGCCGCCGAGCUCGACGUUUCAGUGAAGAAGAAGCCCGCCAAGACGAAGAAGCGCAAGUCCAAGAAGGCCGCCGCCGACGACUCGUCGUCGUCCUCGUCGUCGGAGGAGGAGGAAGAAGAGGCAAAGGACCGCCGCGUCUUCGCCGCGCCCGACUUGGUCAACGACGUGGAAGGCGUGGAUCUAGCCGGGUCCUUGCUACAUUGUGGUAGGUGGCAGCGCGUCGUCCUCGACGAGGCCCAUCGGAUCAAGGGCUUCACGUCGUCGACGGCCAAGGCGGCCUUCGCGCUGCGGGCGGAGCGGCGCUGGGGCCUGACGGGCACGCCGCUCCAGAACCGCGUCAAGGAGCUCCAGUCGCUCGUGCGGUUCCUCAAGGUCGACCCGUACGCGUACUACUUCUGUAGUAGGAAGGGCUGCGACUGCAAGACGCUGCACUGGGCCUUCGGCGCGCGGGGCGCGCGCUGCGAGCACUGCGACCACCCGCCCAUGUCCCACUACAACUGCUUCAACCGCAAGAUCCUGAAACCGAUCGAGCAGGCGGGCUACGCCGGGGCCGGAGCGAGGGCGCUGCGGACGCUACGGGGCGAUAUAUUGAACGUGGUCAUGUUGCGACGGACCAAGGCCGAGCGCGCGGCGGACCUGAAGCUGCCGCCGCUCGAGAUCCGCGUCGAGGAGCUCACGCUCUCGCCGCCGGAGCAGGACUUUUACAACUGCCUCUACAAGAAGACGAAGUCGCGCUUCGACGCCUUCGUGCGGAAGGGCACGGCGAUGCACAACUACGCGCACAUCUUCGAACUACUGGCGCGGAUGCGGCAGUGCCUCGACCACCCGUACCUGGUCGUCCACGGCAAGGACGCCGAGCAUGCGAUGGACGCGGCGGCGCCGGGCUUUUAUGAUUUGUGCGCCUGCUGCAACGCGCAGAUCCAGGACGCGGCGGACUGCGCGGUCGCGGCCUGCCGGCACACGUUCCACCGCGACUGCGCGGCCCAGAUCGUCGACGAGGCGAACCAGCGGGGCGAGGCGCCCGAGUGCCCCACGUGCUUCCAGCCCCUUACGUUACAAGUAUCGAGGGUCCACGGCGUCGCCGAGGAGGACGUCGACGACGGCGAGAAGCCCAAGGCGAAGCCGCGCAAGAAGCAAAAGCAGGCGACCAUCGACAAGGGCCUGAAGACGCUGGGGCUGAAGAAGUCCGAUCCGUUGCCGGCGCUCGCGCGCGAGAGUGAUAGUGAGGAGGAGGAGGCGUUGGAUCUCGAGGCAUUACCACAACAAACGCAGGACGAGAAUAGGGUGGACGCGGCGACGCGCGACGUCUGCGUCGUCUGUCUGGACGCGCCGCGCGACACGAUGCUAUUUAACUGCGGCCACGUCUGCGCCUGUGCUUCGUGUGUUGACCAGCUGAAGAAGCGGGACUUUAGCUGCCCCGUCUGCCGCGAGCCGAUCAAGCGCGUGGCGCGCGUGAAUAGCGAGGGCAAGGGCAGUAGGUUAGGGAGGGCCUCGAUCUUGCAAAAGAUUGAUUUGAGGAAGUGGCGCACGUCGACGAAGGUCGAGGCCUGCUUUAACGCGAUUGAUAGUGAUAGGAAGGCGGACCCGGCGGUCAAGUCCAUUAUCUUCAGUCAGUACCGGACGAUGCUGGACCUCAUGGAGUGGCGCCUGAGAUUAGGAGGGCAGCGCGUCGUCAAGUUAACCGGGGAUAUGCCGCUCGCGGAGCGCAAGAGCGUCCUCGCGCGUUUUAAAAGUGAUUCGUCGAUAGCGGCGAUACUACUCUCGCUGAAGGCCGGCGGCGAGGGUUUGAAUUUGCAGGAGGCGUCGCGCGUGUAUCUGCUGGAGCCGUGGUGGAACCCGGCCGUCGAGAUGCAGGCGAUCCAGCGCGCGCACCGCAUCGGCCAGUCGAAAAAGGUCGUCGCCACGCGCUUCGUCACGACGUCCGCCAAUGAGCCGACCAUCGAGCAGCAGAUGUUCCGCCUCCAGGAGAAGAAGCGCUUGGUUUUCGAGGGCACCGUCGACGGCUCGGCCGCGAGCUUCUCGAAGCUGACGCUCGAGGACCUCGCCUUCCUGUUCCACCGGGGGUCGCGAUCCUAG